Dovyalis caffra is the source of this 1548-nucleotide messenger RNA. Lineage: Eukaryota; Viridiplantae; Streptophyta; Magnoliopsida; Malpighiales; Salicaceae. The record is from the annotation of a GenBank genome assembly.
AUGGCGGCCAUUUACUUCUCUUCUUCUACUCCAAAACCGCUAUCAAAAUCUCUAUGCAGCACCAAUUUAACUCGUUUAUCCUUCGUAACACUCAAACCCAAGCCAUUAGCUGCAACUCUCCGUUCUAAAGCAAAAAUGGCGUUGGCACCUUUUGAUCCUAAUAAGAAACCGUCGUCAUUUUCUCUUGACAUCGGGACCUCCUACAGCAAGAAGGAAGAGAUCUCCCUGCCGGUGGUCAGGAAAAGGAAUUACGAUUUGAAACUCACUGCGCCGUCUCUGCUCCUCUCCCUUUCUUCAACGCUCCUCCAAAAUCAUCUAACUCCAUCGGAUAUCUGCAACACGCUGCUUAAAAAUAGUAAUGGUAUAGAUGAAGAUGGAGGAGGCGAUUGCGCGGGGGACGGCACAGCAAAUAUAGAGUCACCGCCACCGCGUACUGUAAGUCCUGGUCUUCAUACCUGCUUUGAAAGCAGUAAAAAGAUCUCCCCAUCAGGCUAUGCAAGAGAGACACGAUUUGCAUUUCAUUGCAACGUCUCAGCUCUUCUUGUCAGUGCUGCAGCAUUAUCAAAAUUCCUUGCAUCAUGGUUGGGUUUUCCAUCAAAAAUCCUCCCCAAUUUAAUACCUUGGAUCAUUUUCAUUCUUGUGAUUGUGCUACUGAUCAUAGCUAGUAUUGCUAAAAGGCGUGGUGAUGGCUAUGGUGGUCGCAGCAAUGGUGGCUCAGUUGUUGCUGUUGAAAAGGUUUUGCUGGCAAGGGCAAAGCCUCUGGCGUCUCUUGAUCUUAAAACCUCCGUUUUCAACAAGGAGAAGAUCAUCCUCGAUGGCCACGAUGAGUACAUUGUGAAAGGAGGCAGGGAAUUGUUUCCCUUUCUCCGGAAUGCAUUCAAGGGAAUUAAGCAGAUUGGUGUGAUUGGAUGGGGUUCUCAGGUGGAUACACUCUUCCUGACUCUGGAGAACCUCAUUCAUUAUAAGGGUUCUGUUCAAGCUCAGAACUUAAGGGAUUCUCUUGCUGAAGCUAGGUCUGAUAUAAAAGUCAAGGUUGGUCUUAGGAAGGAUUCUUGUUCUUUUGUUGAAGCCCGUGGUGCUGGUUUUACUGAAGAGAACGAUACUUUAGGUGAUAUCUGGGAAACUAUUUCAAAAAGUGAUCUGGUGCUGCUAUUGAUUUCUGAUGCUGCACAGUCUGAAAAAUGCAACUUUAAUCUCAUGCAUCAGGCAGAUAUUCAUGAGCAAGUUUUCUCCCACAUGAAGCCAAACAGCAUACUUGGGCUGUCCCAUGGAUUUCUUAUUGAGCAUUUGCAGUCAAUUGGACUUGAUUUCCCAAAGAACAUCAGUGUGGUUGCUGUGUGUCCCCUGGUGGAGGCGCAUUCUGUAAGGAGAGACUAUGCUCAAGGCCAGAAGAUCAAAAAUGAUGCCGGAAUUAAUUCCAGUUUUUCUGUCCACCAGGAUGCCAAUGGUAGAGCCAAAGAUGUUGCCUUGGGAUGGUCAGUAGCCCUUGGCUCACCUUUUACAUUUGCAACCACAUUGGACCACGAAUGCAAAGCUCCUGCACUUUGA